Molecule: messenger RNA, 997 nt
Organism: Fukomys damarensis (Damara mole-rat)
Lineage: Eukaryota; Metazoa; Chordata; Mammalia; Rodentia; Bathyergidae
Product: olfactory receptor 1086
Exons: 2
Coding region: 71-997 (308 amino acids)
Biological process (GO): G protein-coupled receptor signaling pathway; sensory perception of smell
Cellular component (GO): membrane
Molecular function (GO): odorant binding; G protein-coupled receptor activity; olfactory receptor activity
Source: RefSeq, a predicted model, not a curated record
AAAUGAAGAAAAUCUCUGCAAUAAAGGCCCACCAGACCACCACUGUUGGUCUGUCCUGGGAGAUGUCAGCAUGGAGAAUUUCACUGAAGUGACCGUAUUUGAGUUGAAGGGAUUUACGGACAAUCCUGAGCUACAGAUCAUUUGCUUCUUCCUUUUUCUAGCAGUUUACCUUCUUACUCUCAUCGGAAAUUUAGGGCUGAUUGUGCUGGUCAUUGAGGAUUCCCGGCUGCACAACCCCAUGUACUAUUUUCUGAGUGUCUUGUCUUCUGUGGAUGCCUGGUAUUCUUCUGUUAUUACCCCAAAUAUGUUGGUCAAUUUCAUGUCAAAGAAGAAAGCCAUUUCAUUCCUUGGGUGCGCAGCACAGAUGUUUCUUGCUGUAACGUUCGGGACCACAGAAUGUUUCAUCUUGGCAGCAAUGGCCUAUGACCGCUAUGUAGCCAUCUACAACCCCCUGCUGUACACGGUGAGCAUGAGGCCCAGGGUCUAUGUGCCACUCAUAGCCGCGUCCUACCUCGGGGGGCUUCUGCAUGCCACCGUGCACACGGGGGCCACUUUCAGCCUGUCCUUCUGUGGACCUAAUGUCAUCCAACACAUCUUCUGUGACAUCCCUGCUCUGUUCGCAGUUUCCUGCUCUGACACUCACAGAAACCAGCUUCUACUAUUUUACAUUGCGGGCUCCAUUGAGAUAUUCACUGUACUGAUCGUCCUGGGAUCCUACGGUUUCAUUCUGUCAGCUAUUCUCAGGACACACUCUGCAGAAGGGAAACGGAAGGCCUUUUCUGCAUGUGGCUCUCACCUCACUGCAGUGUCCAUUUGCCACGGAACUCUUAUUUUCAUGUACGUGAGACCGAGUUCCAGCUACGCCUUGGAGAAGGACAUGGUGGUGUCCAUGUGUUACACCAUUGUGAUUCCCAUGCUGAACCCCAUCAUCUACAGCUUGAGGAACAAGGAUGUCAAGGAAGCAAUGCAAAAAGUGUUUGGGAAAAAUAGUUCAUGA